UAUACGAAGUACACUAAACUACGUAUAACUUGGUAUAACCAGAAUACAUAGUUGUGUAGAAGUAACAAUCGAAUAUUUACAUAUUUCUUAUGCUCAAAAAUUUCAUGUUUGGUUCUAUUAAUUCCAUUUUAAUAAGAAUUAAGGAAUAUUGAUUAUAAUAAAUAUUGAAAUUAUAACUACAUUACUUGUAAAGUGUCAUAUAUAUUUAUCGUUAUAAAUUUAUAAGAUGUAAAGAAGUUACAAGAGAAAAGCGAAUAUUAGAAUAUUGAAAAUGUGCGAGUUAUAAAAUUUUGGAAAUGUCAAGAAACGUUGUUAACGUACAUAAAGGAAAUAUAAAAGUGGUUUUAUUGUUUUUUUAUUAAAUUAAUAUUACGAUAAAAACAAGAAGGUUAUGUUACCGCACAGUUUUACAAAAAUAAAACAGCAAUUAAAAACACGUGUGAAAAUUGAAGUUUAUAAAGUGCAUAAAUAUGAUAAGAUUUGGAACGAUGUUCGAUAACCGUGAAAUUGGAAAACGAAUACGACGCUUACUUGAUGGGAAUUACUCAUAUCGUAAGAUACUUAUAUUACUUACUAUAUGUGGUGGAAUACUUCUAUAUUUUGGUCCAUCUUUUGUGCAGUGGCUUUUUUCUUCUACUAGAGAAUCAAUAGAAGCAAUUGAAGAUCUCUGUAUGAAUGAACGACUAGCUGCCUUUCAUUCAGAUAUUGAAGAAUAUAAUGCAAAUAUUCUUCAUAAUCCACCAAAAGAAGGAGAACAUCAUUAUUUGCCAUAUAUCGGCAAUGGGGUUUUUGGAAUUCCUAUUUUACCAGAGGCUUUAAUAUAUAUAAAACGAGGGAGAGCACUAUCAUUGCCAAUACAAUGGCAACCCUUAAUUUCUCAUCCUUUACUUAAAACCAAUUUUUAUCGAGAUGCUACAAUUACUCACUUUACAAGCGGGAUUGUUUAUCGUUACCAGUGUUUUAGAGAAGGAUAUUACAUAGAGUUUCAAUACUAUGCUCAUAGAAUAUUUGAUGCAAUAUUGGUACAAGAUAUAAAAAUAACUAAUCCUCUUUCACUUUCCCAAAAUGUACCAUUGAAGCCACAGAUGUCUACACAGUGGGAUAAUUACCGCAUAGAAGUGAUCAAAAUUCAGGUAGAUGAUUUUGUGGAUGAAUAUAAUCUAAUUUCUGGAUUUAUUCCAUUAUCUAACUCAAAUAAAAUUGUGACAGUAUCAAUAGUUUAUAAAACACCUCCAAGAAUAUUACAAAUUAAAGCAAGAAGUUCUAUAAAAUUAAAAUUCUUAACAAGUAUACAGUAUAGCGAACCUACACUCAUGGAAGAACACCACAUACAAUAUGAAUUAACCAAAGAAAAAGCUAUAGAGGCAAUUAAGAAAGCAAUCAGUAUUCAGCACCAAAGUUUAAAAGAAGAUCAUAUUAAUCUUUGGCAAAGUUAUUGGUACACAGGUCUUAGAAUAAGCGACUCUAAAGCUGAUGGUGCAAUAAAUGGUCAUAAAAUAAAUUCCACUCUAUAUUAUGUAUUGUCUCAAAUUUCGAAAGGUAUUCCCGAUAUAGAAAAAAAUAUAGCCAUGAAUGAAGGUUGUUACCGCGGGCAUCACACCUUAGAUGCUCCACGGUUAUGGAAAGACACAUCCUCUAUUGACGCUAUGAACAAUGUCGUUGAAGCAUGGUUAAUAACAUUAGAAAAACAAGGAUGUCACCAUUUAAUGAUUGGUGAUCCUGCAGCAGUGCAACAAGCUAUUGUUUUAAGUCUUGGUAGUUUACGUUUUAGUAAUCAACAUCUUGAAUUUAAUAUUGAUCCACAAUAUCUCAAUCGAGAUUAUUUAUUUAGGAGAAUAAGUUAUGGUAAUGUAACACAUUUAAAUAUAUCAGUAACGGUCGGAGAAGAUAAUCGUGCAGUUUUAAAAGUAGCUUUAGACAAGAGUGAUAGUGUCUAUUUUGGAUGUGAUGCUGGAUGUUUGAAUCCACCUGUUUCAUUGAGUCAAUUGUAUGCAAGCAUUCCAGUGAAAUUGACAAAACCAUUAACGGCUAUACUGUAUGUAACAUCUGAUUAUCAACAUAUGCAAGAUUUACGAAAUGCUUUACAUGUACAUGCCAUAGACGAUGCUCCAGCACAUGAUCACCUUGUAAUGGCUUUACAUAAACAUGGACAUCAAUUAGGAGGCUUACCAACACUUUUUUGGAUCAGUAUAUGUUUUCUUAUAAUUGUGUUCCAUUUAUUUCUUUGUAAACUUAUUAUUAAUGAAUAUCAUGGUCAUCAAGAUAAACAAAAAGUGAGGAGCAGAGAAGCGGAUAGGACCCUUUCACACGCCAAUGUCUCCAAGGAAGCCUAAGUCUGUUCCCAUCAUUCCCCGGAGAGGCAUUUAUCCUGCACAAAGGCGGAUUUUCGAUAAUGCCAGGGAGGCAUUCAGCUUGCAGAUAGCCAACCCACAAUUAUCGGAUUUGUUCGAAUGACAAUUCGGGUUCUAAAAAGGACGGUCAUCAAU
Molecule: messenger RNA, 2486 nt
Organism: Bombus pyrosoma
Lineage: Eukaryota; Metazoa; Arthropoda; Insecta; Hymenoptera; Apidae
Source: RefSeq, a predicted model, not a curated record